This is a messenger RNA of Momordica charantia (bitter melon), 974 nucleotides long. RefSeq lists its product as uncharacterized. The record is from RefSeq and is a predicted model, not a curated record. Lineage: Eukaryota; Viridiplantae; Streptophyta; Magnoliopsida; Cucurbitales; Cucurbitaceae.
ACCAAUUUCACGCACGAUUCCAUCAUUCCAUCUCCAACGGCGUCCUCUAAUUCUCUCUCUCAGGUCUUCCUCCGAUUUAAUUCGAUUCCUCUCUUCUUUUUUCAUCUGCUCAUCCCAUUCGAUUUUCCGAUUUCCGCUAUUAUGACGAGCGUUACGUUGGGGCACGGGAGCAAUUGGUCGCCGGGCAUUGGAAUUCGAGAGCAUUUGGGGAGAGCAAACAUUUCUAGGGUUUCGUAUUCCGAAUAUUGUCGUCCUUUUGUUCCAUCCAGAGAAACAACAAUUACUACUCCCCAUGGGAAUCGUCUUGCUUACUGUCGCCGGCGGCGGAGCGGACGGCGACACAGACCUGUUUUCGCCGGCGGUUCGGUGGACGGUGCGGCGGAUCCAGAUGACUCCGAUGCUGGGCUUAACGAGAGUGACAGUCCCGAAGCCGAAAAUCGAGAGUUUCAGAUGAACUUCGACAUGCUUAGGGAAAAUCUGGAGCGAUCUGUUGGAACAGAUGAUUCCAGAUUCAGUGGAAUUGAUCUAGCUACUCUAAUCAGGAACAAGUAUGGCAGAUCUUAUGACGUUCAACUAAUAAAGAAGGAGUUCAUGGGACGAAAUCUUCUAGCUUUAAAUGUCAUGUGGAAAUACAGGGAGCAGAAAUCAUUUCCGUUGUCCGAGGAAGAGUAUCUGUUGCGGCUAGAUGGUGUGGCUAAUACAUUAAAAUGCUGGGGAGCCGUGGCUCACAUUCGAAACAGCCUACACAAAACUAAAGACCGACCUCGGAUCGGAAAGGCAGUCAGUAUUUUUAUCGACAUGGACGAGUCUGGUGGCCGUGCAAAGGAGUGGAUAUACAAGUAGAUUCGAUUAUUUAUACGAACAAAAUUAAUUCACAUGUAUAUUUAGUGUAUAUGUAUUUUUUUUUUGUAUAGGUAAAAAUGUAACUAGUACGCAUCUUAUUUAUUCAGAUAACUCUAUUUUUUUAUGGGGUA